AUGGAGACCGUCCUGCAGUGCAUGAAACCUGCGGAGAUUGAAGCCGCCGCCCAAAUCACCCCAGAGCGUUUCUUCUCAUCGCUUUGUGAGAAGACAGGUGGUGCUGCCACAAAGUGGUGCCUGGUGCAGCUCAAAUCAAAGCUGGACCUGCCUGGCAGCAUCAAGUGGGAAGACGUAGAAGAAACCCUGCAGCAUUGCAGCCUAGAAGACAUGGCGCAUCUGGCUGAAAGCGACAACGAAGAAGUCUGGCACUCACUCGCAAAGAAGGGUGGGUCCUUGGCCACGAAAUGGGGAAUAUCGCAGAUUCGAAGCAGCCUGGCGCACAAGCUGCCGGAAGGGGUUUCGUGGACGGACAUGGAGACCGUCCUGCAGUGCAUGAAUCCUGCGGAGAUUGAAGCCGCCAAAAACACACCAGAGCGCUUCUUCUCAUCGCUUUGUGAGAAGACAGGUGGUGCUGCCACAAAGUGGUGCCUGGUGCAGCUCAAAUCAAAGCUGGACCUGCCUGGCAGCAUCAAGUGGGAAGACGUAGAAGAAACCCUGCAGCAUUGCAGCCUAGAAGACAUGGCGCAUCUGGCUGAAAGCGACAACGAAGAAGUCUGGCACUCACUCGCAAAGAAGGGUGGGUCCUUGGCCACGAAAUGGGGAAUAUCGCAGAUUCGAAGCAGCCUGGCGCACAAGCUGCCAGAAGGGGUUACGUGGACGGACAUGGAGACCGUCCUGCAGUGCAUGAAACCUGCGGAGAUUGAAGCCGCUGCGGAAGACCCAGAGCGCCUCUUCAAGUCGCUUCGGCUCUAUUUUGAGUCGCUGCCUGUCCCAAAAGACAUGAAGGCCACUCCAGGCGACGUUGCUGCAGAGGAACGCCCAACAGAACCGGAAUCGAUUGUUCAGCGGGAGGCGGCAAAUGCUGGCGCUGCUAUGCCGACAGUAGAUCCCACUGAAGACGCUCUCCAACUUCCUGCUCCUUGUGAAGCCCGGUCGGCUGCACCCAUCCCCGCAGCGAAGACGGCGCUCGAAGAGAAGCUUCCGGAGUCGGCGCAACUGCGAAGCGUGGAAGGUGCUCUGCAGCACCUGACCAUCCCGGACUUGGAGGAGCUGCCGAGCACCGCGCAAACCGGCGAGCCCGCCACCUCACAGUGGACUCUCGGCCAUAUGCUGCCUGAGGGAGUGGAGUGGGUGGACCUGGAGGCCGUGUUUCAGCACGCGGAAGCCGCCAACCUGCCAGGCUCCUCCAUCGGCGAGGUCCGCAUUGCGAUCGUGGUCGACCCGGCCGAGGGCUCAGAGCGGCCGACCAGCCUUGGGCCGGGGGAUGCUGCGCGCCACGACCCAUCGUGGCAGAUAUGCCCAGGCGCAGUCCCCGAGCCGGACGAUGACGGUCCCCCUGUCCUUGAGGUUCACACCCCGAUUCCGCUUGACCAGGACUCUGUGUACGAAGGCAGCGAUGUCUGA
Symbiodinium natans is the source of this 1446-nucleotide messenger RNA. The record is from the annotation of a GenBank genome assembly. NCBI's taxonomy places the organism in Eukaryota, Dinophyceae, Suessiales, Symbiodiniaceae.